Messenger RNA from Etheostoma cragini (Arkansas darter), 2134 nucleotides. RefSeq names its product adenosine A2b receptor (gene adora2b). Gene Ontology annotation, cellular component: membrane. Gene Ontology annotation, molecular function: G protein-coupled adenosine receptor activity. Bases 392 to 1447 code for a protein of 351 amino acids. The transcript is spliced from 3 exons. Gene Ontology annotation, biological process: adenylate cyclase-activating G protein-coupled receptor signaling pathway; vasodilation; G protein-coupled adenosine receptor signaling pathway. NCBI's taxonomy places the organism in Eukaryota, Metazoa, Chordata, Actinopteri, Perciformes, Percidae. The record is from RefSeq and is a predicted model, not a curated record.
AUCUCUUGCGCGCGUGUGUGUGUCUGUAUGUGUGUGUGUGUUAGGGGAGUGGCUUCUCUGUAAAACAGAUUUUUUUCCCCUGUUGGUUAGUCUUCCGUUCUCCCCUCCACUUCAAAACCGCGUUGGGUGGAGGUUGUGUGCCGCACUGCCUUUACUUUAGAUCUACAGAUGCCGCUCACGCGCUCCGCAGAUCGGUCGCUGUAGAUGUGAAUCUCCAGAGACGAUGUCCAGGUUUAUUAAGAUGGCUGGUUCUGCAGCUCACACUUGUGGACUAUUCUUGGAUUACAUCAGGAGGACUUCUUUACUCCUCUGGGACUAGACUCAGUUGUGGGGGACCGUCUUGUGUUAUGUUCAGCCUGCAGGUUUUAGUCAUUUAACACACUUUGCUGAGAUGAAUACGUUGUACAUCGUGAUUGAAGUAGCAAUCGCUGUUCUCUCCAUAUCUGGCAACAUACUGGUCUGCUGGGCUGUCGCCAUCAACACCACUCUGAAGAACGCCACCAACUACUUUCUGGUGUCCCUGGCUGUGGCUGAUAUUCUGGUCGGUUGCCUCGCCAUCCCCUUUGCCAUAACCAUCAGCGUCGGCAUACAUCUGGACUUCUAUGGAUGCCUUUUCCUGGCCUGUUUUGUCUUGGUACUGACACAGAGCUCCAUCUUCAGCCUUCUUGCUAUUGCGAUUGAUAGAUAUCUGGCCGUCAAAAUCCCUCUGAGGUACAAGGAGUUGAUGACAGGAAAGACCGCCAGAGAGAUUAUCGCUAUUUUAUGGAUCCUGUCCUUUGUCAUUGGCCUCAUCCCCUUCUUUGGCUGGAACUUGAAAUACUCAAGCUGCAGGCCCAACAGCAGCUCUGGGGCCAACAACACUACAAACGCUGGCUUGAUGGAGGGGAUGAGGGGCAGAGGAGACUUACUACAGAGCUGCCAUCUCGACUGCUUCUUUGAGAGUGUGGUCGACAUGCACUACAUGGUCUACUUUAAUUUCUUUGCCUGUGUGCUUCCGCCACUGCUCAUCAUGCUGGGCAUCUACCUAAAGAUCUUCACCGUGGCCAGGAAGCAGCUGAGACAAAUUGAGCUCAAGUGCGUGGGCAACGGGGACAGCCAUCACCACGGGACGCUGCAGAAGGAGAUCCGGGCCGCAAAAUCCCUCUCCAUCAUCGUGGGACUGUUCGCCAUCUGCUGGCUGCCCGUCCACAUCCUCAACUGCCUCACGCUGUUUUACGAAAAUCUGCAAAAGCCAGACGUUGUCAUGUACGUGGCCAUUAUUUUGUCUCAUGCCAACUCCGCGGUCAACCCCAUCAUCUAUGCUUACCGCAUCCAGGACUUCAGGAACACCUUCCGAAAGAUCCUGUCCCAAAACUUCCUGUGCCACAGGGAGGAGCUGUACCUCAGCUCCAAUGGCAGCAGACGCAACAAGGACCAGAUCCACAUGACCAUCGACCCUCUGCUAUAGAGAGUCGUGACUGAGGCGGGAGUAUUAUCUGCGUCAGCUCCCUUGUUUCAGUCUUGAAUUUUGUUUUCAACAGGUUUGCAAUGUUUACAGAACAAGGGUAUGAAAUUUGAAGAUGAACCGAUGUCAAACGCGCCUUGAAUGUGGACAUUUAUUUAUGAAUCAUGGGUCAAGCAGUGAAAUAUUGAAUGGCGAGUCUUACAUAACUUUUGCAUUGUGAAGGAUUUCUGUUUGUUGUUUUUUAAAACAUGUUGAAGCUAACUGGAUUUGUAGGACUGUGAACAGGAUCCAAACUAUAUCGUAUAAUGCUAUGUAUCAUUCUGUUACAACUCCAAACUUUUUUUGGCCCUGCUAUUUUAUAUCGUCAACGUUGAGUGCCAGUGUUUAUAAAUUUAUUUAUUACAAUACCUUAUCUUUGAGAAUGUAAAGAUCAAAAAUGUUUUGUGGCUGGAUCUGUAAUUGGACCUAGAGAGGUACAAUGGUAGUAGUCUACAUCUGUGGUUACUUUUGCCUCGUGGCCCUUAAAACAAAUUCAUAUUUAUGACCAUCACAGGCUCAAAUCACAGGCAGAAAUAUUGAUUUUCUUUAUCAAUACAAUUUCCGUUGUAUGGCAGAAAAGUUCCAGUGUUGUCCUGCUGCUGUGCGAGUGAAUCCUCCGCGACGAAAUGUGUGUACAGGCAGAGGGCCACA